Molecule: messenger RNA, 2231 nt
Organism: Oryza brachyantha (malo sina)
Lineage: Eukaryota; Viridiplantae; Streptophyta; Magnoliopsida; Poales; Poaceae
Product: transcription factor TGAL9-like
Exons: 9
Coding region: 370-1857 (495 amino acids)
Biological process (GO): regulation of DNA-templated transcription; DNA-templated transcription
Molecular function (GO): DNA-binding transcription factor activity; sequence-specific DNA binding
Source: RefSeq, a predicted model, not a curated record
ACUACAAGUCCUACAUACUUUUGCUACCUAGCUAAUCAAGCUUACGGUCAGAAGAAGCUAACGAAUUAGAAGCUAUGUCUAGCUAGCUAGCAGGAGGAGGAAGAAGAAGAGGAAGAGGAAGAGGAAGAGGAGGAGUUCAUCAGGAUUGCGGCGGCGAUCGAUCGAUCGACACGUGUCGUCAAUUUUUCUCGCAAAUCAGUCAGGAUCAGAUCGAGCCCAAAGAGCUAUGGUGUGAGCAGAUGUGACAAGGAAGAUCGAACAGCAGCAGAUUUGGUAGCUGAUCCAGGUGAUCAAGAAAAGGAUAGAUAUAGCCAGUGGUACGGCUGCAGAUCGAGAGAGAGAUAAAGCUAGCUUCUACCGAGAUUUUGCAUGGGGGAUAGGCCAUGGCAGCAGCUGCAGCAGCCACAUGAUCAGCAGCAGGCUUCUUGCUCAGUCACGGCAGGGACGAUGAUGCAAGCUUCUGCAGCCUCCUCCUCCAUCCAUGGCAGCAGCAUCAUCAGAAAGGACCCUGGGGGAGGAUACGACAUGGCAGAGUUGGAUCACAUCUUCCUCUACCUCAAUAGCCAGGAUCAAGCAUCAUCAGCAAUCCAAGAUCAACAACCUCAAACCCUCAACAUCUUCCCUUCUCAGCCAAUGCACGCCGGCGAGCCUUCUCCCAGGGGAUCGUCAUCCAUGGCCACCAACAGCUCGGCGCCGUCGAGUAGCGCCCUCGCCGCCGGCGCCGGCAGCUCUUCCAAGCGGCCGGCCGCCGCCGCGGCCGGCCAGCCGUCGAGGCUGAAUCCGGCGGAUCAGCCGUCUGCCUCCGGGAAGGACGGCAAGGGCGCCGCCGCUGCCGUCGUCAAGAAAGAAGGCGCCGGCGCCGGCAAGCAGCACGGCGGCGGGGCGGCGGCGGAGCACGAGGGCCCCAAGACGCCGGACGCCAAGACGCUGCGGAGGCUUGCGCAGAACCGGGAGGCCGCCAGAAAAAGCAGGCUCAGAAAGAAGGCUUACAUUCAGAAUCUGGAGACAAGCAGGAUUAGGUUGUCUCAGCUGGAACAGGAGAUGAUGCAAAGAUCAAGAACUCAGGGUGCAAUCUUGGGUGGUGGAGCCUUUUCUUCCGGCAUUGGAGGACAAAGCCCAGAGGCGGCGUGGUUCGACGGCGAGUACGCGCGGUGGGUGGAGAGCCACGAGAGGAUGAUGGCUCACCUGCGGGCGGCGGUGGACGGCGGCGUGGCGGUGGCGGAGGAGCAGCUGCGGCAGCUGGUCGACGCCGCGGUGGCGCACCACGGCGUGCUGGUGGAGCUGAAGGCCGCCGUGGCCAGCGCCGACGUCUUCCACCUCGUCUCCGGGACGUGGCUGCCCGCCGCCGAGCGCUGCUUCCUCUGGAUCGGUGGCUUCCGCCCCUCCGAGAUCAUCAAGAUGGUGGCACGGCACGCGGAGCCGCUGACAGAGCAGCAAGCGGCGGGGGUGUACGGCGUGCAGCAGUGGGCUCGGGAGAGGGAGGAGGCGCUGGACCGUGACCUCGACGCCACCCACCGCGCCCUCUCCGACGCCGUCUCCUCCGACGCCCUGCCGCCGCUCUGCCCCCCCGCCGCCGCCUUCUCCGACGUCGCCAUGGCCCACCUCUCCCUCGCCGUCGCCAACCUCACCUCCCUCGAAGCCUUCGUCAGGCAGGCGGACGCGCUGAGGUUGCAGACGCUGUACAAGCUGCCGCAGAUACUGACGGCGCGGCAGUCGGCGCGGUGCUUCCUCGCCAUCGCCGACCACUCCCACCGCCUCCGCGCCCUCACCUCGCUCUGGCUCUCCCGGCCGCGCCACCCCGACCAGCCGCCGCCGCCCCCUCCGCCGCCGCCGGCCGCCGGCCGCCUCCACCCAUGAACAGCAGAAACCCUAGCCACCAUUACAUGUAGCUCAAUUGAUCACUGCAGCUUACGUUCAGACAGGGACAGGGUUAAUUAGCUUUUCAGUUUCGCAGGUUCAGAGUUCAGACAGAAAAAAGCAUAGAGAUGAUGGUCAGUCGAUCAGGUGUUUGAUCGCUUUUAAUUUACUUUCUCGCUUCUUUCUUUGACAGGAUCAGGUGAUUUAAUUAGGUUGGGUAGCAUGUUGUAAUUGUGCAUAUCAUAUAUAAAGAAAGAACUAAUCAAGCUGUAGUAGCUGAUGAUUAUGAUGAUGAUUAGUCAGUAUGAAAAUAAGAAUUGGAAUUGACGAGACUGUAAUGUUUGUCUUGUGGCAUAUGGUUGACUGACUUUGCU